CACAAAUAUAAACCACACCUUUGACAAUCUCAACCUUCACUUUCUCUUUCAUCAAUUUUUUUUUUGCCCUCUCUUAGGGUUUCACCUCUCUCUCUCUUCUCUGCUUCUGCUCUCUCAUGCAUUCUUGCUCCCAACAAUUCUUCUCCAUUGCAAUUGCCAUCACCAUCUUCCUCUUCUCCUUCUUCUCUGCCUUUUUAGCUCUCGUUCGAGGGUUCUUUUGUGGUGAUCAGUGCAGAUUUGAUCUCUCCCGGUUUUUCCAGCUGCACCCAUGUCUCAAGUUUUCAGCUUUUCUGGAAAUGAUGAUUUUUACUCUGGGGAGUCUUUAUACCCUAAUCCCAAGGAAGCGAAUCUCUUCUUGUCCCUUGGCCUACAAGUGGAGGCUUACUUUCCUCUGCCGAAGAGGUCUCGCAUCGCUGUCCCAUUUGGUAUCAAAGGAAACUGGUUUGACUUUGAGCAGAAGCAGGAGACGUGUAUUGAAACUUUGCCAGAUGAAUGCCUCUUUGAGAUCCUCAGAAGGUUGCCUGCAGGCCAGGAUCGGGGCAAUUGUAUGUCUGUAUCCAAGCGCUGGCUUAUGCUUCUAAGCAAUAUUUGCGAGAACGAAAUCUGCGGCAACAAAAGUACCGGAAAUGAAAAUGGUGAGCAGGAGGAGGGUGACCUGGAAUUUGGAAAUGAAGGAUUCCUCACUCGAAGCUUCGAAGGGGAAAAGGCAACAGAUGUUAGGGUUGCUGCUAUGUCUGUUGGGACUGCCUCUCGCGGAGGACUAGGGAAGCUCGCAAUUCGUGGAUGCAAUUCAGAUCGUCCGGUGACUGAUGUAGGUCUCAAGGCAAUUGCUCAUGGAUGUCCUUCUCUGAAGAUUCUCACUCUAUGGUGUAUCCCUACCAUUAGCGAUGAAGGCCUGAUUGAGAUUGCUAACAGGUGUCACCAAUUAGAGAAGCUUGAGCUUGGCCAGUGCCCCAAUAUUUCCGGCAAGGCUUUUGUUGCAAUUGCAAAGAACUGCCCGAGUCUGACCCACUUCUCAAUUGAGUCAUGUCCUAACAUUGGUAAUGGAGGUUUACAAGCUAUUGGGAAGUGUCCCAAUCUAAAGUCUGUAUCCAUUAAGGACUGUGCUGGGGUUGGUGAUCAGGGAAUUGCUGGCCUGAUAUCUUCAGCUUCUUUUGUUCUAGAAAGGGUGGUGCUUGAGUCACUAGCUGUUUCUGAUCUCGCACUAGCAGUUAUUGGACACUAUGGCAUUGCAGUUACUGAUCUCGUCCUAAAUUGCCUCCCUAAUGUCAGUGAGAAGGGAUUCUGGGUUAUGGGCAAUGGUCGUGGACUGCAGAAACUAGCAGCACUUGGAAUUGUGUCCUGCCGUGGAGUAACCGAUAUCGGCCUUGUUGCUAUAGGAAAGGGUUGUCCUAAUAUGAAAAUCUUCCAGCUUCAGAAGUGUGCAUUUCUCUCUGACAAUGGGUUGGUAUCAUUCGCCAAAGCUGCUCCAUCGAUUGAGAGCCUAUAUUUGGAAGAGUGCCACAGAAUUACCCAACUUGGGUUUUUCGGGCUCCUUUUUAACUGUGCUGCGAAACUGAAGGUUCUUAGCCUGGCAAGCUGCUAUGGGAUCAAGAAUCUGAAUCUCCGACUGCCUGCAGUACUUCCUUGUGGAUCAAUUGAGUCAUUAUCAAUCCAUGACUGCCCUGGAUUUGGUGAUGCUACCAUUGCUGUACUUGGAAAGUUGUGUCCUCAGCUUGAGCAUGUUGAAUUGAAUGGACUUAGUGGAAUCACAGAUGCCGGGUUUCUUCCCCUGCUUGAGAGUUCAGGGGCUGGUUUGGUUAAUGUUAAUCUCAGCGGCUGCACUAAACUGACCGACCAAGUUGUUUUGUCGCUGGUCAAGUUGCAUGGAUGUUCUCUUGAAGUGCUAAACCUUAAUGGUUGUAAGAAAAUCAGCGAUGCAAGCUUGAUCGCAAUUGCAGGCAGCUGCCCAUUGCUCUCUGAUCUUGAUGUUUCCAGGUGUGGAAUCACCGACACUGGGAUUGCUGCACUUGCACAUGGGAAGCAGCUCAAUCUGAAGGUACUUUCUCUGGCAGGUUGUACAUCAGUUUCUAACAAGGGUGUGCGCGCUUUGAAAAAGCUUGGCAGUUCCCUCGACGGAUUAAACAUCAAGAAUUGCAAAGGAAUCAGCUACCGCUCACUUGACAUGCUUGUGCAAGAUCUCUGGUCCUGUGACAUCCUCUUCUGAGAAGAAGGAAGCGUCAAUCUCACAGCAAAAUCUUCCUCCUUCUCAGUUUUUUUUUCAUAGUGUUUUUCGGUCCAUUAGCUAUGGUGGGUCUUGGUCAUCAUCUAGCACCUGGUUCUCUUUUUCCAGAGCACACAGUCAUUUCACCAUUAUUUUUUUGCAGUUUUCCAUCAAUUGGAAAUCUGUUGAAGUUUUUGGCAUUCCCAGGAACGCCGCUUUUGGAAUGACUGUUAAUCUCUGAGAACAUAGUUACCAGGUCCUGGAGUUAGGUCUCUUUUCUUUUGUCUAGUGGUGUUUUACCAAAUGUCUCACCUAUUGAACUGUGUUCUUUACGUGAUAUUUGGGUCUUCUCAGUAUUUGGGUCUUGUCAGUUUUAGUCAAGGGGCAUGUUGAAGUUCCAGUUUAUGUGCUGUUGUUACCUAUUGGCACAGUUCAGAGGUAUUAUGUUGAUGUCUUCUUCAGGGGCUUUGGCCAUGGCAGAAGGUUAUGCAAUUCUGCCAUGACAACCUUAGGUUGUUUUUUCCUACCAAAGCCCUUGGUUUUUAGGGCAUCAUUUUUUUUUCUCUGAACUUGUCGUUGUAACUUCUGUAGUGAUGAUACUGAGAUUUGCCCUUUGUAUUGCAUGCUGUUUUAUUGAAAGUAAUGAAUAAACAACCUUGGGUUGAAA
This is a messenger RNA of Lotus japonicus, 2870 nucleotides long. Its product is annotated as EIN3-binding F-box protein 1-like. The coding region runs from base 269 to 2206 and encodes 645 amino acids. Lineage: Eukaryota; Viridiplantae; Streptophyta; Magnoliopsida; Fabales; Fabaceae. Gene Ontology annotation, cellular component: SCF ubiquitin ligase complex. The transcript is spliced from 2 exons. The record is from RefSeq and is a predicted model, not a curated record. Gene Ontology annotation, molecular function: protein binding. Gene Ontology annotation, biological process: SCF-dependent proteasomal ubiquitin-dependent protein catabolic process.